Molecule: messenger RNA, 3232 nt
Organism: Panicum virgatum (switchgrass)
Lineage: Eukaryota; Viridiplantae; Streptophyta; Magnoliopsida; Poales; Poaceae
Product: diacylglycerol lipase-beta-like
Exons: 14
Coding region: 164-2626 (820 amino acids)
Biological process (GO): lipid metabolic process
Source: RefSeq, a predicted model, not a curated record
AGACGCCGCGCGCGACUUCGUCCUCCGGCCGCACCGCACCGAAUCGAACCACCGGCCCCGUCCUCCCGGUUUCUAUUUCCGUCCCCGUCCCCAGCCACCCGAGCCCCCCCGCUUUCCGUGGGCAUGGCCGGCGCGCGGGCGCAACCACCUCCGCCGCGGCCGGAUGCCUAGAAAGACCCUCCUCCCCACCCGCGGGCCCACCACCCCCUCCCCCCCGCUCCUCCUCCUACGCCGCCUCCUCCCCCGCCGCCGCGCGCCCUCCUCGCCCCCGCCGCCGCCCGCCCGGCGGAGGACCGCCGCCAUGGCCCCCCGCGCCGGCGACCCCGCGGCGGCGGCGGCGGCGGCGGCGGCCUCCUUCCGGAUCGGGAUGGUGCGGGCGGUUUCCUUCCUCGUGGGCGGGCUCAACCUCGCGGUGCUGCUGCUCGGGCUCUACCUCGCCGACGCCGUGCUCCCGUCGGGGUGCCGCGGCCUCCUCGCGUUCGCCGCGACGCCCGCGCUGGCCGGGGUCCGCGUGCUCGCCAUGAUCGGCGCCGCGCGCGCGCAGCACGCCACGGCGGACGCCAUCGCCAGGCGCCACCUCCACGAGGACGACGCCUCUGUCGCAGCUGAUGCCGUAGCUCGCCAUGAGAUUAGGGUGAGGUAUAAACGCUGGUUGUGGUGGACCAGAUUUGGCAUGGCAGUUGGUGCGUUGCAGUUGGUUGCAGCAAUUUAUCUCAUGUUUGUCAUUGUAAGAGAUCUCUCAAAAGAAAGAAGAUCCACAUCCUGCUUCUUUGGACAGGAUGAAGCUGAUCGGAACUCAGGGAGAACCCUUAUUGCUUUAUUUCUUAUCCUUUCCUGGGUUGUGGUCAUCGUCCAGUGCUUCACGGGUUCUGACAUAUUGAGGUGGCGAUCAUUUUAUGCGACACAUGACAUGGCCUGGAAAGCUCAUUACAGGGAAGUUUUUGACCAUGGAAUUCGAGAAGCUUUGUGCUGCCUAGGGCGUGCAAAAUAUCUAACUGUACUAGAAGAAGAUGAGGUUUAUUCUGUUGCAAGACUUCUUGGUGAUUUGGUUGCAUAUCGUGCUUCUGGGACGGGACAUCUGGAGCUCUUAGCAGGUCUCGCUCUAUUGCAGAAGCAUGGGAAUUUACCUGAAUCGCAGACUGACCUUAUGGAGGCAUCCCAUGAGCUCAUGCAAGAAGCUGCUUUCCUCCAUCCAUUUGCUGAAGCAUGUUACACGGGGCCACUUCUUGAUUUUGGAAGAAAUCCUAUUUUGUUUCCCUGUGCAUGGGUUUAUAGACAAGGUGUGUUAACUCCGUGGGCACGCAGAAGUCGCCCUGCACUUGAUGGUGAUAAUUGGUGGCGAGGCCAUGCUGCAGCUUUCCUUAGAUUCGUUAAUAUACCACCAAAAGCACUUCUGCGAGGACGUGUUUGCCAGAGCAAGCGUGAAGCUGCUUACUUUGUUGUGGUCCUCCAUGACAAAAGAACUGUUCUUAUAGGGGUUCGUGGAACAGAGACGCCGGAGGAUCUCAUAACUGAUGGAUUAUGUAGAGAAUGUGCUUUUACUAUGGAAGAUUUGGAUGGACUAAUUAAUGAAAAAACACCUGCAACUACACGAGAGAGAGUUAUUUCAACAUUUCCACAUUAUGGGCAUGGUGGAAUUGUAGAGGCUGCCAGGGAGCUUUUCAUGCAACUAAACGAAUGCACAGGAGAAAACACAUCAUCUGGAAGACUCGGAUUCCUCUCCACACUGCUGGGGGAGGGCAGUGAGUGUCAUGGAUAUAAAGUUCGUAUUGUUGGGCAUUCUUUAGGAGGUGCUGUUGCUACAGUCCUAGGAAUGAUGCUCUUUGGCAAAUACCCAGACGUGCAUGUAUAUGCAUAUGGACCUCUUCCUUGUGUGGACUUUGUAAUUGCGGAAGCAUGUUCACAUUUUGUCACCACCAUCAUUUGCAAUUAUGAGUUCUCCUCUCGGCUUUCAAUCAAUUCGAUCCUCCGGUUACGAUCUGCUGCAAUAAGUGCUCUUUCUGAUAACUCUCCAGCUGAUACAGCAAUGAUACAAAAGCUUGCUCGAAGAAUUUUGCAUGUGAACAGAUAUCAUGACAAUGGAACUCAUGGUCCCAAUGAUGACAUAAUUGAGGGCUAUUCUGAUCGUAGGACGGCAGGGGCGGCGGUACCUAAUGAAACUCAAAUUUCUCAUCAGGAUCCAUUAUGCAAUACUGAGCCAGAACUCCAAAUUGUGCAAAAUGGCUUUGUUGGGUAUAGUGGAUCCAGUGGAGGCCUAAAUAAUGGCCAUGAUGUCCAAAUAAUUCCAAUUGAUGGGCCUGAUUCUGGUUUCAAAGAGCAUCCGGCAUCUUACAGAGAAAUAUCAGUGGAGCCUCCUGAGAUGUUUCUUCCCGGCUUAAUUGUUCAUAUGGUGAGGCAAAGAAGAAGCCUCCUUCCUCUUUGGCAAUGCUGGAACGUUCAGGAAACUGAGCCACCAUACAAAGCUGUUUUAGCGAAAAGGGAGAACUUCAGGGAUAUAGUGGUUACUCCUUCCAUGUUUACAGAUCACUUACCUUGGAGGUGCCACCUUGCUAUGCAGAAAAUUCUUGAAGCCCAAACGCCUAAGAGAUCCGCAAAUUCUGGUUCGUCCAUACAGCAUUUGGUCUGACCAGGAUAAACUGUUGACCCAUGUACAGCGAAAUGCGGUGGAGACAGAAAUUAUGAAUAUCACAUCAGUAGCACGGUUUAUUCCACCCUGGAGGCGUAUUUCAGGCACUUAUUAGUUUAGGAUACAUGAUACAUGAGAUAUCUGUGACAGACCCAGCAUGGUGAUGAGCUUAUUGACAGUUAGAGGCGAAUGCCUAGAAGCAGGCAGGCACAUGUCACAGAGAUCUGAUCUCCGGCAGAAUAGACAUCUGGUACUCCAUGUACAACAAUCUGUCUACUCACCCUGGCACUGACCUGUGCGUGUACAUUGAUUUCUGACGCAGCCGCCAACCUGAAUACACAUCCCUGUUAGCCCCGGUUUGUUCCCUCAUUCAUUGUUCUGCAGCUGUGUCUGCCUGUUCAAUACCAAUUUUUUUAUUCAUGCCAAGUUGGCAAGAUGUACAUAAUUCGCACAGCAGAGUUAGCUAGACUGACUGGCAGACAAGUGAUGGUCAUGUUGUGACUGUCCACCAAAGCUGAAUACUGAACUUACCAAACAGAAAGGAAGCUGAAUACUGAAUGGAAGUUGUGGCGUACAUUCUCAGAACCGUACAGCCUUGAAUUGAAA